Messenger RNA from Menidia menidia (Atlantic silverside), 1485 nucleotides. Lineage: Eukaryota; Metazoa; Chordata; Actinopteri; Atheriniformes; Atherinopsidae. The record is from the annotation of a GenBank genome assembly.
AUGAAGUCUCUUCGUUUCCUGGCCGCCGAGGGCCUGAUCCAGACCCAGACCCAGACCGGUCCAGGUCCAGGUCCAGGUCCAGACCCGGACCUCUGCGGGGUCUCCUUUAACCUGUACCCGCUGCUCUUUAAGGCCUGCUUCCUGCACGAGCGGCCGGGGCUGCUGCACACGCUGGUCAGGGGCUGGCCCCUCCCGGAGAUCAGCGUCCAGAAGCUGCUGGGGGCUAACGCCGACUGCCCAGAAGACCUCACCUCCUGCACCUGCCGGCUCUGUGUGGAGGCGCUCCUCACCGGGCUCAAGGAUUACGUGUUGUCCCCUUCGAGUACCUACUCCAGGACCCUUGGGGUGGUGGACCUGACGGGCUUCAGGGACGCGGAGCAGCCCCUGUGCCCCUGCGGCUGCAGCCUGGGCCGGUGGGGCCGGACCCAGCUGCUGACCCAGAUGUGCUGCGAUAUCGCGGAGGCCCUGCAGGCCCCGGACGCGCCCCUGCAGGCCUUCCGGACGUCCGUGCACGUGCUGCUGAACGGGUUCGUGACGGGAAGGAGCUACGAGGUGGUGGCCCAGGAUUACGUGUUGACCCCUUCGAGUACCUACUCCAGGACCCUUGGGGUGGUGGACCUGACGGGCUUCAGGGACGCGGAGCAGCCCCUGUGCCCCUGCGGCUCCAGUUUGGGCCGGUGGGGCCGGACCCAGCUGCUGACCCAGAUGUGCUGCGAUAUCGCGGAGGCCCUGCAGGCCCCGGACGCGCCCCUGCAGGCCUUCCGGACGUCCGUGCACGUGCUGCUGAACGGGUUCGUGACGGGAAGGAGCUACGAGGUGGUGGCCCAGCUGCUGGACCUGGGGAACUGCGGCCUGGGCCGCGUGGACAUGGCCUACCUGUGCAACAGCCUCCACAGCGAGAGCCUGGUCCGGCUGGACCUCAGCGGCCACCACCCGCUGGCCUCCUUCCCCUCCUGUUUCCACAAGCUGCUGACCCGCUGCUCCUCCACGCUGACCGCUCUCACGCUGGAGGAGUGCGGCCUCGCCGAGGAGCAGGUGGACGCCCUCUCGGUCGCCAUGGCGCCCUGCCAGCGCCUGGAGGAGCUGAGGCUUCUGGGUAACCCGCUGACCUCCGCAGGCCUCCAGAGGCUCUUCUCCGCGCUGACCGCCCGCUUCCCCAGGAUGAGGUACGUGGAGAUCCCCGUGCCCCGGGAGUGCUACCCGGAGGCGGUCAGCUACCCGCUGGACGACGGGGAUUUGCUGCUCUACGACCGGGAGAAGUUCAGGGAGAGCAGGGCGCGGCUAAUGGCCGCCCUGGAGGGCGCCGGGCGGGGGGGCGUGGAGGUGUGCACCCCGCUCACGGGCAGCUACGACCCGGACAUCAGCGAGACCAGCAACGAGCUGGGAGCCUCCAUGCUCAAGUCCUUCAACAGCGUGGUCGGGAACUUCAUCAGCACCAUCGCAGACGUGGACGCCCGCAGGUCUCAGGGUCGGGCCGAAGACUGA